AUGCACCUAUCGUUGUUACGACUUAUGAUGCUUCUCAAAUUCUCUCGAUUCUCUCUAGCCUCUGCAACAAUCUACGAUAUCACCUUGCUUCGCUUGGCAUUUUCGGCAACCUCAGGUCCGACAACCUCAGGUCCACCUCUACUCAACUCUCUCGUAUCCCCUUCACCUAUCAAUAUAUCACGGAACAACACCAUAUACAUCAAAGUGUAUGCGUCAAAUUUGAAUCUAUUGAUGUAUCUUCAAGCUGCACGCUCCAACCCAGAAGGCAUCUCUGACAUCCUUAUCCCAAGUUUCAACCAGUGGUUGAUUGGCAAAAACUCACCAGUUCCUCAGACGACGAAGAGGUUGAUUGAGGUUUGGGAAUAUUGCUGGUCUUCAAGUGCCGAUCCUCUUGAAGAACAGAAAAAGAUAGCAAGGGCACGUAGGUUCUCAGGGACACAUAAGGCAAUUGUUCUCAGUUAG
Molecule: messenger RNA, 462 nt
Organism: Lactuca saligna
Lineage: Eukaryota; Viridiplantae; Streptophyta; Magnoliopsida; Asterales; Asteraceae
Source: the annotation of a GenBank genome assembly